This is a messenger RNA of Lepus europaeus (European hare), 2341 nucleotides long. RefSeq names its product adenylate kinase 5 (gene AK5). The coding region runs from base 19 to 1707 and encodes 562 amino acids. NCBI's taxonomy places the organism in Eukaryota, Metazoa, Chordata, Mammalia, Lagomorpha, Leporidae. The record is from RefSeq and is a predicted model, not a curated record. Gene Ontology annotation, molecular function: AMP kinase activity; ATP binding; nucleoside diphosphate kinase activity. The transcript has 15 exons. Gene Ontology annotation, biological process: ATP metabolic process; nucleoside triphosphate biosynthetic process. Gene Ontology annotation, cellular component: cytoplasm; cytosol.
GGCACGCGCGGCACAGCCAUGAACACCAACGAUGCCAAGGAAUAUCUGGCCCGGAGGGAAAUCCCUCAGCUUUUCGAGAGCCUUUUGAAUGGACUGAUGUGUUCCAAGCCAGAGGACCCAGUCGAGUACUUGGAAAGUUGUUUACAGAAAGUAAAGGAACUGGGUGGCUGUGACAAGGUGAAAUGGGAUACAUUUGUCAGCCCGGAAAAGAAGACCUUACCUCCGCUAAAUGGAGGACAGUCCCGGAGAUCCUUUCUACGAAAUGUAAUGCCUGAAAAUUCAAACUUUCCAUAUCGGCGUUAUGACCGACUUCCUCCAAUUCAUCAAUUCUCCAUAGAAAGUGACACGGAUCUGUCUGAAACUGCAGAGUUGAUUGAGGAGUAUGAGGUUUUCGAUCCUACUAGACCUCGACCAAAAAUUAUUCUUGUCAUAGGUGGUCCUGGAAGUGGAAAAGGUACUCAAAGUUUGAAAAUUGCAGAACGUUAUGGAUUCCAAUACAUUUCAGUGGGAGAAUUGCUAAGAAAGAAAAUCCACAGUACCAGCAGCAACAGGAAGUGGAGUCUGAUUGCCAAAAUCAUUACAAAUGGAGAAUUGGCACCUCAGGAAACAACAAUUACAGAGAUAAAACAGAAACUGAUGCAAAUACCUGAUGAAGAAGGCAUUGUCAUUGAUGGAUUCCCAAGAGAUGUUGCCCAGGCACUGUCUUUUGAGGACCAAAUCUGUACUCCGGACUUGGUGGUAUUCCUGGCGUGCGCCAGUCAGAAGCUCAAAGAGAGGUUAAUGAGGCGUGCAGAACAACAGGGGCGUCCUGAUGACAAUCUGAAGGCCACCCAGAGGAGACUAACGAACUUCAAGCAGAACGCUACUCCACUGGUUAAAUAUUUCCAGGAGAAGGGGCUCAUCAUGACAUUUGAUGCUGACCGAGACGAGGAUGCAGUAUUCUAUGACAUCAGCAUGGCGGUUGACAACAAGUUAUUUCCAAACAAAGAGGCUGCAGCAGGGUCAGUUGACCUUGAUCCUACAAUGAUGCUGGACUCUGGAGAGUUCAUUGGUACAGGAUCUGAUUAUGAAGAUCAGGCAGACGACCAGUUAAAUCUAUUUGGACAGGACUCCAUGGCAGGCUUCAUGGAAGAUUUGCGGAAGUGUAAAAUAAUUUUCAUGAUGGGUGGCCCUGGCUCUGGCAAAGGCACACAGUGUGAGAAGCUGGCGGAAAAAUACGGAUUCACACAUCUCUCCACUGGCGAGCUCCUGCGUCAUGAACUGGCGUCAGAAUCUGAGAGAAGCAAAUUGAUCCGAGACAUCAUGGAGCGUGGAGACCUGGUGCCCUCAGCCAUCGUUCUGGAGCUCCUGCGGGAGGCCAUGGCGGCCAGCCUCCGAGACACCCAGGGCUUCCUGAUCGACGGCUACCCCCGGGAAGUGGAGCAAGGGCAAGAAUUCGGGCGCAGGAUUGGAGACCCACACUUGGUGAUCUGCAUGGACUGCUCGGCAGAUACCAUGACCAACCGCCUUCUCCAAAGGAGCCAGAGCAGCCAGCGUGCGGACGACGCCACCACAACCAUCGCCAAGCGCCUCGAGACCUACUACCGAGCAUCCAUCCCCGUGAUUGCCUACUACGAGACCAAAACACAGCUCCGGAAGAUAAAUGCAGAAGGAACGCCAGAGGAAGUUUUUCUUCGGCUUUGUGCAGCUAUUGACUCUAUUUUCUGAAGGCAACAAUGCAUGAAACUGGCCACUUGGAAUACUCUCAUAAUGGCUAAGAGAACAAGUUUGACAGAUUGUAUAACUUAGUCCCCUCUCUACAUGGUGUUGUAAUUUCAGCAAUUAUAAAUGACUAUCAAUGACCAAAAAUAAUUUGAAAACCUAACAUGACUUGUUAUUUCAUUUACUGGACAAAUACCAACGUAUAAUUUUGAUUUGUAAUUAUCAACUGUUUACUUAUUGCCAAGCAAGCUACAAAUACAGUAACAACAAAACGAUGUGGGUUGGAGGGCCCGUUAAGAGGGUGUGCGCAAAUUCUAGUGUUGUACUUGUUUCACAGGGGCCUUUCCCAGGGCUUUACAACCUUGCAUCCAGCCAGUGAAGUCUGGGUUCUCACCUGUGCUACCACGUGUCAGACCAGAGCUUCUUAUGUAUCCUAAUGAAGUAACUGCAUCUUCUACGCUGUCAUUACAAGACAAGUUUGUUUGCAUGAUUUUUUUCUUCAGUGGUUGUGCAGAUAAGAAUCCAUUUCCAGGACAGAAUUGUAUUUUUAAAAGUCAUUUUUUUUCUUGAAAUGGAUAUGUAUAAAUAAAAUAAAUGGAAGACAGGAUAAAGCUUUUUCAUUUAUUUAUAACUUACAUCA